AUGGCCAUUCACUGUUUGCAUGUGUCUGAAGAUCUGGGAUUUUCUCAAAACGACGGCGCAUUUUACACCCAAGACGCUGUUUAUAUUACCGCAGCGCGGCGAACGAAGCGUGAGGCGAACUCGACCCGCGACGGAAAGCAACUUUUAUUUUUGCAGUCGCGACAGAGCGACGAUCUACAUUGUGAAACCACUUUAGGGAAAAAAGGAACUUGUAAGAGUUUUCGCGAUUGCUAUCCACUGUUCAAAGUCGUCGAUUUGUCCGGAUAUGACGGGUGGGUCAUGGGGCAUUACGACACUUGUAGCUACGCCAGCGGGGAGAACAAAGAAGUUUUCGGAGUGUGUUGCACGGAACCGGUAGGCACACCGCCGCAGCAGGAGCCCGAUGUACAAAGGCUCGGUGUCAUCCGCCCAGCCUUGCCGCUUCAGAUCACGCCAAUGCAAAUACCGGGUUUUUUGGGCAGACCUCAGGCCUCGGCGUAUUCUCAAUGGUUCUACAACAACAUGAAUCAACGUCAAAUCCCAGCGCAGUGGCCGCCGGCAUUGCCUCCGCUGCCAACACACCCCCCUAACCACACCCCCGCAACGCAUCCACCUUCUCUAGUCGCCGGACAGGUAACUCCAGCUCCACCGAACGCUUCGCCCAGUCCGCCUACAACCACUUGGGGCACGAAACCACCCAGCACAACGAAGCAAACGUGGCCCCCGAUUUAUCCGACGCAACCCACGAGGCCGCCGACACAGCCCGGAGCCGAUGGCUCAUGCGGCCUCAAAAAUGGUCCACAGACAUACGAGAGCAUUCAAGACGAAGAGCGGAUCGUAGGCGGACAAAACGCAGAUUUGAACGAGUGGCCGUGGAUAGCGGCUUUGUUCAACGGAGGUCGACAAUUUUGCGGAGGCUCGCUCAUAGAUGACAAACAUGUGCUCUCAGCGGCACAUUGUGUGGCUCAUAUGACAUCUUGGGAUGUGGCACGUUUGACCGCGAGGUUAGGUGACUACAACAUAAGAACGAACACCGAAACGCAACAUAUAGAAAGAAAAAUCAAGAGGGUAGUUAGACAUCGUGGAUUUGACAUGCGCACCUUGUACAACGACGUAGCCAUUCUGACUUUGGACCAACCCGUUACAUUCACAAAGAACAUCAGGCCCAUAUGUCUGCCUUCGGGUGGUCGCGCGUACGCCGGACUCAUUGCGACCGUCAUCGGGUGGGGCAGCUUACGUGAAAGUGGACCGCAGCCAUCCGUUUUGCAAGAAGUAUCCAUACCGGUGUGGUCAAACGCUGAAUGCCGUCUGAAGUACGGCUCCGCCGCACCUGGAGGUAUAGUGGAGCACAUGCUAUGUGCCGGAAAAGACAGCAUGGACUCUUGCAGUGGCGACAGUGGCGGUCCGCUGAUGGUAAACGAAGGCGGUCGAUGGACACAAGUCGGCAUUGUAUCCUGGGGAAUCGGAUGCGGAAAGGGUCAGUAUCCCGGAGUCUACACUCGAGUCACCGCCUUCUUACCCUGGAUUCAGAAGAACUCUAAGUAG
Leptosia nina is the source of this 1524-nucleotide messenger RNA. NCBI's taxonomy places the organism in Eukaryota, Metazoa, Arthropoda, Insecta, Lepidoptera, Pieridae. The record is from the annotation of a GenBank genome assembly.